GCCGGCGGCGCGGUGCGGGGCCCUGCCGAUGUGCCGCCGCUUUGCGAGCACAUCCAUCGCUACAUGUGGCGUUCCGCCGGGCCACAGCGGCCGCGGCGGGGCGGGCGGGCAGCCGGCAACCCCCGGGAGCUGCUACCUGCCGCGGCAGUCUGGGAGAAGGAUGUUAACCACUGGUCCCUGAUUUCUGAUCACUUCUAUUGAAGGAAAAUCCCCAUUUCAGAGAGAGUGCAAGACUGUGGGAAAUUAGAGGAUACCACAUCCCAUUGUUUUUUCCAGGUCCUCCCACUAUUCUAUGGGCAGUCGAGCUUUUUCCCAUGACAGUGUUUUUAUACCUGAUGGGAGAACAGAGAACGAACAGGCCAUCCAAGCAAUGUCACAGGAGAACGUUUUAGGAAAAGUCAAAACUCUUCAGCAACAGUUGGCCAAGAAUAUAAAAUUUGGGCAGCCUCCACAAAUGACAAUUUCUGUGAGGACAAUGGGGGAAGCAAAUGCUAGUAUGGAAGAGGAUGUGUUGGUCGGUAGCCCCAUGGAGCUUGAGACUCAGCAGAACACAGUGAUCUCAGACAGUGGUAAAAAAUCUCAUGACACUCCGGCUUUUUUGAGAACAAUGACUUUGCCUGCAACUGCGUAUGAACUGGAAGAAAAGGUCACUCCAGUCAAAUCAUCUCGGCCAAAAAGACAAUUUUCCUGUUCUGGCACAAUUGAAACAAUCAAUUUGGAUGCAGUUCCUCAGGCUGUUGCUCGUCUAGACAACAGUGCAGCUAAACAUAAGCUGUCAGUAAAGCCAAAAAAGCAGAAGAUAUCAAGGAAGCACAAGAGAUUAACAAAGGGAUCACAAAGUUUAACAAUAACAGAAUUUGAACCAGAUGACCUCGACAUGCCACUGUAUGGAGACAGAUACCCAGGUUAUAAUGGACACAUAGCAGACAAGCUAAUUCAGAACAGAGAUGAACAGAAGCAGCUUCAGCUGGCAGAGGAGAAAAGAAUUGAAGAUCACUGGGGGAUCUUUGAGGCCGAAAGGAUAAGGCAGAUUGUAGAAAUGGAGGAACAAAGAGAGAUGGAAGAACAAAGGUGCCAAGAACUUGAGCAGAUGCAGAAAGAGCAGGAGAGAAGGUGUGAAGAAGAGAGAAGGCAGUAUGUUCUCAAAGGAGAGACAUCUUUGAAAGCAGAAGAGCAAACAAGCCAUAAAGAGGAGACAAGACUGGUGGAGGCUGAAAAGAGGCGAGAGCUGGAGGGGCAGAGGCAACAGGAACUGGAGAAGCAGAAGCAGAAGGAGUUGGAAGAGCAACAGGGACGAGAUAUGGAGGAGAAGAAGCACCAGAAAUGGGAGGAGGUACAGAGACGAGAGCUGGAGGAACAGAGGUGCCAAGAACUGGAGAAGAGGAAAAAGGAGCUGGAGGAGCAACAGAGACGAGAGCUGGAGGAACGGAUGUGUCAGGAACUGGAGAAGCAGAGGCAGAAGGAGCUGGAGGAGCAACUGAGAUGGGAGCUGGAGGAGCAACAGAGACAAGAGCUGGAGGAGCAGAAGUGCUGGGAACAGGAUGAGCAACAGAGACAAGAGCUGGAGGAGCAGAAGUGCUGGGAACAGGAUGAGCAACAGAGACGAGAGCUGGAGGAGAAACCAAGAGAGCUAGAGGAGAAACCAAGAGAGCUAGAGGAGAAAAAGACACAAGAGCUGGAGGAGCAGAAGCACCAGGAGAGGGAUGAGCAACAGAGACAAGAACUGGAGGAGCAGAAGUGCCAGGAACAGGAAGAACAGACGUGCAAGGAGCUGGAGGAGAAGCAGAGAAGAGAGCUGGAGGAGCAGAAGAGGCUAGAGCUAGAAGAAUUAAGGCAACACGAGACUGAAAAACAGUGCCAAGAGGAAGAAGAAAGAAAUUGGCUACAGCAACAAAAAGGACUCAAGGAACAAAAUAAGGAAGAAAACCAGAGACGAGAGCUAGAAGAGAGAGAAUCUGAAAUAAAAUUGAAGCAGGAGAAAGAAGCCGAGAGCCUCAAACAACAGAUGAAACAAGACGAACAAAGGCAGCACUUAGAGGAGAAAAGAGAAAAGACAGAGAAGGAACAACCCCAGCAAGUAAUGGGUAAGAAAAAGAAACAGGAAGAACAUAGAAAACACAGACUCACAAAACAAAUGCACAUGGAAAGCGCAGAGGGUAUGCAACAGGAUGAACUAAAGCAACAAAAGGAACAAAAUGAGCAAGAAUGGAACAAGGUGGAAGAGCAGAAGGUAGACACAGAUGAACAAAAUCUUCAGCAACACCAACAAGAAAAAUCCUUGGAACAGCAACAGGACAAAGAUCAGCUGUGUUCUGGAGAAGCUGAUAGGCAUCCGGUAGAGGAGAAGCUCCAAGAAAGCUCAAGAUCCCCAAAACUCAAGCAGUCAGAAAAAGGGAAUAAAACAGCAGAAGAAGUCCUAGCCCAGAAACUGAAGAGAGAAGUUGAGGCUCAGGAACAAAAGCGAAUAGGGGAAGAACUUAGGUGGCAAGAGGUAGAUGAACGACAAACUGCAUCCAGACCCUUCACAUUUCAAGUGUCUUCUGGAGAUAAACAGAUCAUAUUUCAGAAAGUAAAUCUGAGUCCAGUCAUGCCUGUCAAAGGAGCAGGACUCUCUCCUACAUCCGUCAAAGACUCCAGGGUGCACACUGUCAGCAAGGGCUCUCAUACACUCCCGUCAUCUGUGUGUGUGCCCCAUACAGCUAUUUUGGUUACUGGAGCACAGCUGUGUGGCACAGCAGUUAACUUGAACCAGAUAAAGGACACGGCUUGUAAAUCAUUACUUGGCUUAACAGAAGAGAGAAAAAAUGUGGAUAUUCCUUCACCAGAGAAGGCCCAGAAAAAAAAACAGGAUCCCAAACCCAGCAGCAGCAAAUUGAAAUAUGCACAAGAGACACUGAACAAUCAGGCUGUGCUGGCUGAGUGGGCCUCCAUCCGCUCCAGAAUCCUAAAGAACGCAGAAAACAGCAAAUACAACGAGCGGGACCGAGUGAGUGUCUGCAGGCACAGUGAUGAUUGGACACCCCGAGGACGCGGUGCUUCCCAUGGCAACUUGAGGAAGACCCUCUCUGCUAAUGCAAAGUUCUCCAUAACACCUGCAUGGCAGAAGUUUUCAGAAGCUUCAAAAACCAGUUCAGACGUUGAGAAUGUGAUUGCGGCAAAAGGCAAUGAAACAGUGGCUGUGGGAAGAAUCACUGGCUCAGCCACUGAUUCAAAGGAGGAUGGGGCUCCCACUUUUAAGGAUAACGUAGCCAAAAAAGCUAAGGAGAAAAUGGAAUCCCAUAGAGAAAUGGCAGACAACACAGAAGGCUGUAAAUUUGCAAAAGAUCUUCCAUCUUUCCUUGUUCCAAGUUUUCCUCAUUCUCCAGGUAAAGAAGUGUCCCAGCAAGAAGUUCAGGGUCCUCUGGAAAAUCAGCCGAGUAACAGCACCAAAAAAACAGAUAAACCAGCGCCAAAUGGAGAAGAAAAUGUUUCUCCUUUUGGGAUAAAGUUACGAAGGACAAACUACUCUUUACGUUUCCAUUAUGAUCAACAGGCAGAGCAGAGGAAAAAGAAAAGAUACAGUGCAGGAGACAGUUUUGACGGUGUGCCUGACCCCUUAGUUACAACAGAAGAUGAGAAAGAAUCCUCUGUUUUUGCUCCGCAGGAGGGUACAUCCCCUGGCACGGGGAGAGCAAAUGUCCCUGCUAAUAUAAAAGACUCAAAAGACUCUUCAGUUACUGUGGUGGAGAUUUCACAUACAGCAGGCACACCAGCACUACCAGCCACCGGCCAGAGUGCUUUACCCCAUCAUGAGAAACCAGCAUGCAAGUCACCGGUCCCACAGAAACCUGCUUUAGCUCCAAAGCCCACCAACCAGACACCACCAUCAUCUCCUCUCUCUAAAAUGAACAGAUCAAACCUAGCUGAUACACUAGGGCAAAGGCUGGUUAAAGCUGAAUCAGAUGGUGGCUGGAGAAAAGAAGACAGAGCAAAUGCAGUGCACCCCACACCAUCCAAUGAGAACAAAAAUGAAGAGGAAGAAAUCAGAGAAAAGAAGUCAUUUUUCCCAUCUAUAAGUAUUCCAUGGAGAGAAAGAAAUGACAAAAAGCCUGAGCCACUGAAGAAAGAAAAGCCUGUCCUCCAGAGCAGGCACUCUUUAGAUGGCUCUAAGGUGAUGGAAAAAGUUGAAACUUCACAACCGCUUUGGAUUACAUUAGCGCUGCAGAAGCAAAAGGGAUUUCGUGAGCAGCAAGCUACAAGGGAAGAGAGGAGACAAGCCAGAGAGGCGAAGCAAGCAGAGAAGCUGGCUAAAGAAAAUGCUGCUCUAAGUAAUCAGUCAGAUAAUAAAAGCAGCAGCAGCAGCAAAACAAGCACACUGCAGAAAUCUACAACUCAAGAAGGGGAGAAGAAAAUUGAGACUGCUGUGUCAAGGCUAGAAAGAAGGGAGCAGCUAAAAAAGUCAAACACCCUUCCGACUUCAGUGACAGUGGAAAUUUCGGAUUCUGUUCCGUCAACCCCACUGGCAAAGGAAGUGGCCAAGAGAUUCUCUACACCUGAUGCUAACCCUGUGUCAACAGAACCAGCCUGGCUUGCUUUAGCCAAGAGGAAAGCGAAAGCCUGGAGUGACUGUCCGCAGAUCAUAAAGUAAACUUUAAAA
Molecule: messenger RNA, 4636 nt
Organism: Pezoporus flaviventris
Lineage: Eukaryota; Metazoa; Chordata; Aves; Psittaciformes; Psittacidae
Gene: CRACD
Product: capping protein inhibiting regulator of actin dynamics
Exons: 10
Coding region: 293-4627 (1444 amino acids)
Biological process (GO): maintenance of gastrointestinal epithelium; negative regulation of barbed-end actin filament capping
Source: RefSeq, a predicted model, not a curated record